This is a messenger RNA of Helianthus annuus (common sunflower), 1258 nucleotides long. Its product is annotated as transcription factor CYCLOIDEA. Gene Ontology annotation, cellular component: nucleus. The transcript is spliced from 2 exons. The record is from RefSeq and is a predicted model, not a curated record. Gene Ontology annotation, biological process: regulation of secondary shoot formation. Lineage: Eukaryota; Viridiplantae; Streptophyta; Magnoliopsida; Asterales; Asteraceae. Bases 200 to 1258 code for a protein of 352 amino acids. Gene Ontology annotation, molecular function: DNA-binding transcription factor activity; sequence-specific DNA binding.
GCUUCGUCAAAGUAUUCCCUCUUCUUCUUACUCAUUUCCACCAUAUUAAUGGCCUGCAAUCUUUCACCGUACCAUACACAUAAAAUCUUAACUCACUUUUACUCUCCUCCAUAAGCUCAUAACUCAUCUAUCUCUGCACAUUCAUCCUUUAAAGACAAAAUAAUGUAAUUGUUAGUUCUGUCUUGAGCAAGUUUAACAAAUGUAUCCCUCUUUCACUAGCACUACUUUCCAAACAAGUACAUGUUUUUCUUUGUAUAAUUGCAUUAAUAAUACAAAUGUUUCUAUAACCCAUUGCGAAGAUUACUGUCCUCCAUUGUCUUCCCCUCAUUACAUUACCUUAGACGAUGGUAAUAUGAUCUUCGAUGACCUUUUGCAACAAGAAUCUCUCUUCUCUAAUGAUUAUAUCAAUCACAAUGCCAAUAAUAUUGCAGUUCAUCAAGAGUUAUCUAGUCCAGAUAUUAGGGCUAGUUUACAGGCUGCAAUGGGAAAGUGUAGCAACAACAAUGGUGAUGAUGGCUUCAGUAAGCCGAAAACUAGCAGUAAAAGGAGGAGAGCUUCAAAAGCCGACCGGCACAGCAAGAUUAACACGGCUCAAGGACCAAGGGGCCGAAGAAUGAGGUUGUCCGUUGAAGUUAGUAAAAAGUUCUUCAAGUUGCAAGACAUGCUUGGGUUCGAUAAGGCAAGCAAGACUGUCGAGUGGUUACUCAUGAAAUCGAAUUUAAAAAUUCAAGAACUCAUGAUCCCUCAUGGGAAAUCCAGCUUUUCAGGUGUUUCCAUUAGUGAAUCUUCUGCUUCAAAAUGUGAAUUGUUGUCUGAAUAUAUCGACGGAGAUCAAACCGCAAAGUGCUCUUCUAGAAGCAACCGAAAGGCGAAGAAAAAGACUAGAAGAGGAGUUAGAACAAGUUCUUAUCUUCUACGCCCUCUUGCUAAAGAAGCAAGAGAAAUGGCAAGAAAAAGGGCAAGAGAGAGGACACUGGAAAAGAGUGGUUAUAAACUUUCUUGUGUUAGUGGUGGUGAUGAUCAAUUUUCAAAGUUUAGACCAUUAUGUUUAGAUCAACCAAUGGAUCAAGGCAUGAAUUGUUUAGGGUCUUGGAUCAUAAAAGAACCAGAAGGAAUUAUUGAUGGUGAUUCUUCAUCAAUGAUAGGCAGUUGGAGCCCGUCUUUCUUGUUCGAUUAUCAGCAAACCGGAGUACAUCCUCAAGAGCACCAGUUCAGUGAUUUUCAGAUACAUGGAAAUUUAUGGGACCUCAAGAAUUAA